Molecule: messenger RNA, 794 nt
Organism: Aspergillus pseudonomiae
Lineage: Eukaryota; Fungi; Ascomycota; Eurotiomycetes; Eurotiales; Aspergillaceae
Product: RPEL repeat-containing protein
Exons: 3
Coding region: 205-624 (139 amino acids)
Source: RefSeq, a predicted model, not a curated record
GCCCCUCCUUCACCCUCCAUCUUCACAGUUCCUGUACCUACGUCGCCCAGCAAUAAAUUAAACCCCCGAUACGUAAGUAUCUUCCCGGGCUUGACUCUCCCAUCCAAUCGCCUCCCCAAGAACUCAAACCUUGCCAAUACGAUACCAGUGCUAGUCCUUCCAUACAUCUAUACGAAUCAUCGUAGCCACGAGCAAGCAAUAACAAUGGUUGACUCCGUUGAUGAAACCUCCCUCGCCGCAUCGCCCAUGGAGCGACGCAAUUCCCUGGAGAAACAUCUCCUGAACCGUCCUGAUCCCCACGACCUCAAGGAGAGACACAUCCUCCUUGACACCAAUGUUGCUCCAUCUAUCCAAGCAGCGAGACAGGAGCUAGACCGUCAGCGCACAACUGAUAGUCUGAAGAAACAUUUGGAGCACAGACCGGAUCGCGAGGAACUGGUUGAGCGCAAUAUCCUCCCGCAUAUCAACGCAGCCCCAGCGCUUCAGGCCCACGCCCGCGAGCUGGAAAAACACAUGUUGGCUGAUCAUCUCGACCAAAAGAUUCAGAACCGGCCGCAGCCGGAGGAUCUCAUGGCUCAGGGGAUCUUGACGGAAGAUGAGGAUCCAAGGGAGCCGACUUUCUGAUUGAUUCUGUCUUUGACAGCUGUUCAUGGGUCACGAUGGAUAUGGUUCCGUUUGAGUUACAGGACAUGGUUUGAUGGACGGAGUACAUGGAUGGAUUUACUGGUUAUGUUUAAUUGUUUUCUCUUCCCAGAAACAAAACGAAGAUAUGGUAGAUGACAUACUGCACAGUG